CGCCGGUUACGGAACCACGCUGGAGCGCAUCCCCGGUGUGAGCGCUUCUAUGCCCGCUUUCCGCCCUGAAAGGCUCCAGCUUGGACUAGGGUGUCCUGGACCGGGGUCAUGGCUCUGAAGCUGACCCAGAGACUUCCUCUGCUGGGUCACUUCAGGAUCCAGUGUCACCCUGCGGGACCUUUCCGCCCCUCUAGGCUCCAGAUCACCAGCAGUCUGGCUCAGUCUGUGUGUGUUGCCUGUCUGUGCACAUCAGCCAGUCGAUGCAUCCGCAUACAGGGCUGCCUGAAGCUCCAGCCGGACUUCAGGAUCCACAGGAGCCUGACCACCAUCGUUAGAGAGCCGUCCUUUGUGGCCAGCAGCUCGGUGGGACUCCACAGGGACUCUGUUCCCCGGUUCUGUCUGACUCUGCUGCACCGGCCAACAGCUGAGGAGGAACACGGCUUCCUGCAGCGUCUGGAGACCUGCUCUUCUUCCAGGAAGGUCUUCAAACUGCUGUGCUCAGUGGAGACGCUGUCUGACACCAUGGCAGCAGCGGCACUGCACCGGGUGGCUGACCUGGAGCAGGAGGGCAACGCUCUUCGAGAUCCAGCUGUGCUCGAGAAAGACACCAUCAGGGCUCUGUGCUGCCAGCUGGAGCAGGAUUCUGGGCGGCUGACGGAUGCCGGGCUGGUGUCGGCUCUUCUGGCCUGCACACGCCUCUACCUGGACCCCUGGAGCACGCUGAUGGUGCGGCUGGUGUCAGAGAGUCAGGUCAGACUCGAUCGUGGUGAGAUGGGAAUAGACCAGCUGUGUACUUUGGGGCAGGCCAUGCUGGCCAUGCAGGGGCCAGAAUGUGUGAUGCUACAGCAGGUGAUGGAGCAGAUUCAGAGACAGGCGCCUGCUCGGUGGAGCGUAGCCGAGCUCGUUUCUGUUUACAGACUUCUGGAAGGCAGUGCAGGUGAAGAUGGGAAAUACAGGGACCUGCUCAACUGCAUGCACACCCAUGCUGUGACUGUCACCUCCCGCAUGGGUCCUGCUGCUGUCAGCGGGCUGCUGAGAGCUCUGGUCGCCCUGAAUCAAAUGCAGGCCAUGCCUCUCGUGAUCAGUCUCUGCAAACAGUCCACAAGGCAUGUACCUCACUUCACAGAUGAGGAGCUCACUCAUGUACUCGGCGCAUUGAUGCACUUUGGUCACAGUGAUCAAUAUUUUGUGGAAGCAAUGGAGAGAUAUAUUCCCACAGUGGCCUUCACUUCCCACCCGGAGACGAUAUCCAAAGUGAUGCAGUUCUUUGGCCGGAGGAGAAUCCUGUCGCCAGCCGUCUUCGAUGCCGUUGCAGAGAGCUUUGUGUACCGAGCAGACGGCUACAGCACCAGCCAGGUGGCGAGGCAGAUCGCCGCUUUCGGGAAGCUGGGAUACCUGCCGCCCAACGCAGGCAAUCUGUUCAGGAAGGUGGAAAUCAUCCUGCGCACACGUUUUUCACACUUCCAGCCACGAACGCUGCUCACCCUGCUUCACGCCUGCACCCUGGUGGAGAGGUUCCCCGUCAACUUUGUUUCAAAAGUUUUCAACAGCUACUUCCUCCAGCAGCUACAAGAGCAGGACACCAGAAUCAACCGGGGCAUGCUGGCACAGCUGACUCAGCUCUACAUGACCAUGAAGCUGGAGUGUCCCUUUUAUGAGGGGCCCCAGCUCCCUCCAAAGUACCGCAUCAAGUCUUUCCUGCUGUUCGGCGGCUCCCUGGAGACGCCAGUGGAUCAGCAUCUGUACAACCUGGUGAAAAUCGGACUGGUGGAUUUGCUCGGGGAUCGUUCAUAUUUUGCAUCUAAAGUUCUGACUCCAUACUGCUACACUCUUGAUGUGGAGAUAAAACUUGAUGAAGAGGGGUUUGUGCUCCCCGCCAGACACGUUGAUGACGUCUAUAAGAGGAUAGCUCUUUGCAUUGAUGGACAAAAGAGGUUCGCGUCAAACACGAAGCAGCUGCUCGGACAAGAGGCCAUCAAGCAACGCCAUCUGAGGCUCCUGGGAUAUGAAGUUGUUCAGAUUCCUUUCUAUGAAUUUGAAAAACUACAAUCCAAGACUGCCAUGGUGGAGUUUCUGCAUAAGAAGAUCUUCCCUCACACAUACAGGCUGAGCUGGUGAAGCAAACAGGAUGUGGUUGGAAUGUUGAGUUUUUAUAACAGAAACAAAUCUAUUUAUUUUUUGCUAACACUUUUUGGCAAAUCAAUGUUUAAGUUAUUGCUGUGAAUGUUCAGCAAAUAAAAUGACUUGUGUACAAAAACUGACUUUUCAAUUACUUCAGAACGAGUCCCAGUUUGUGUUUGAAAAAUAUAGUUUAUUUGGUUUUUUGCUG
Molecule: messenger RNA, 2329 nt
Organism: Salarias fasciatus (jewelled blenny)
Lineage: Eukaryota; Metazoa; Chordata; Actinopteri; Blenniiformes; Blenniidae
Gene: fastkd3
Product: FAST kinase domains 3
Exons: 7
Coding region: 109-2118 (669 amino acids)
Biological process (GO): mitochondrial RNA processing; regulation of mitochondrial mRNA stability
Cellular component (GO): ribonucleoprotein granule; mitochondrial matrix
Molecular function (GO): RNA binding
Source: RefSeq, a predicted model, not a curated record